AUGCGUUUAGUUCUUGGUAUUGCGCUUUUGUUCUUUGGACUUUCAGUUCCUGGGGUGCACUGCAGCAAUGAUGACCCUAUUAAGUUUGUGAGGAAGGAUACAGAUGCAAUGAAAAAUCAGACUAAGGAAGAAAAGUUCGCAGAAAGUACGGUUAAAGAACUAAUUGAUAGCUCAAAAAAAGUUGUUAAGGAAGUAAAAGAAUGGUUUAAUAAGAUUGUUAAUGCUAUUGAGGAGGGUAGAGUUGCUCAUUGUGUGGAGGAAGAUAAAGAGAAAUUGGAAGAGGAGAUCAGAAAGCAUUUAGAUGGUAUGUCGCCCAAGAAAGUGGUCAACAGCGUCGCUUCUGACUAUUUUUCUUCUAGGACCUCAUACUAUGUGUUUGUUCGUACAGUGCCAGAUAAAACCUAUCUUGGAAGUUACUUGAAGAAACUAUGUGAGU
Molecule: messenger RNA, 436 nt
Organism: Vavraia culicis subsp. floridensis
Lineage: Eukaryota; Fungi; Microsporidia; Pleistophoridae
Exons: 1
Source: RefSeq, a predicted model, not a curated record